Messenger RNA from Lycium barbarum (goji berry), 2633 nucleotides. Its product is annotated as F-box/LRR-repeat protein At5g63520-like. The transcript is spliced from 5 exons. The record is from RefSeq and is a predicted model, not a curated record. Gene Ontology annotation, biological process: positive regulation of proteasomal ubiquitin-dependent protein catabolic process; protein polyubiquitination. The coding region runs from base 1590 to 2324 and encodes 244 amino acids. Lineage: Eukaryota; Viridiplantae; Streptophyta; Magnoliopsida; Solanales; Solanaceae.
UCAAGGUAGAGGUAAGGUUUGCGUACACUUUACCCUCCCCAGACCGCACAUUGUUGGAUUUCACUGGGUAUGUUGUUUAUUUGUUUUUGUCUACUGGGAUCUUUUGGAGAUAGAACUCUGACCUCUCCCAGUUGAACUGCAUUGCGACAGUGAGCAGAGAAAUCUUUUUAGAAUUUCGGCCGUGUUAAAGUUAAGGAGAUAAGCGGUGAUUAUUUUUUAUUUGAAUUUCCAUCGAGGUCGGUAGCAGAAAGAAUCAAAAUGGAUAGAUGGAUUUUCAACAAUAAAGAACUCCACUUAGAAUGGUGGUCCCCUAUUAGUAUUUGCCAUUGAGAUAACUGCAGACUUAACCAUCUAUGGAUAAACCUGAUGGGUUUUCCAUCUCACUUGUGGUUGUAGAAUAUUUGUAAGCGACGUCUCCCCUUCUUCCACCCUAUUAAGAUUUGAAUAACACUCUACAAGACCCACGUGUUCAGUCCCAUCAGCAGCCUGAGGCUGUUCUACCCACUCGAGAGAGGAUCUAACUUCAACUUCUUCUCCCACUCUUCUGCCGACUUGUAUCAUCAUCUACACCUCAUACCUAACCGGAAUUGUGAAGAUGAGACCAUUACUUUCCACUUCCACAUAUCUUGGCAACAGCUCGGACGUCCCCUCCACCUUAAUACAUGCCCAUUGUUUUUUUGAAUAAGGUAACAUUUAAUACACGCCCAUUUAAGGUGAUUCUUUAGUGAGGUUUCUUCUCCCGUCUCAAUCCAUUCCCCGAAAAUCCCCUAUCUCUUUGAAUCCUUUGUACAGCCAUAAGUGGGGUAGUAGUAAUCAGUAUAAUCCAAACCCAUUUCAUUUUUCCUGUCAGAAUGCAACCAACUGUUGGUGACCACCAUUCAACAGUCAUAGGUACCUGCUUCCAUCUCCACUCAAUUGUUUUGAAGAGUUCCGCCAAUUUCCGUGUCGGAAAUUCAAAGAGGAAGGAAGAUCCAUUCAUCUCCCGGAUCUGUGUUGCAGCUGAUGUACUCUACUUGCUGGAAAUUCAUCUCUGGAUGUCUGAAAGUGUGGAACUUCGUGAAGCGCUGCCAGGAAACUUCCGAUCAAGCAUCUGCUUAGAGUGUCAUCACUCAAAAUGGGUGAGCCAUCUAUGAUCAUCUUUCUGUUGUGAGUCAGCACCUCUGCUAAUGGUGCAUCCUUUGCUGGCCAUUGACUGGUGGUGAUGGCAUUCACAUAUGUUCCAUUUGUUACUAGGUUUCGGCGGACUUGACAACGAUGAUUCCCCUCUGCUUAGAAAGAUAGGCGUAUGAUACGGUAAAGGCCUCCGGAGAAAACAAUGAAAAGCCAGCUGGGAGGAGGCUGGGAUUGGGGCAAGGAAUAAAAGCUACUGGAGGAUCAUUCCAGCUUGCAUAUGGUGGACAAUCUGGAAAGAAAGGAACUCCAGAUGUUUUGAGGAUAGAAGUAGCCCUCUACAGAAGAUCAAGCAAGAGUGUAUGUUGCUAUUUUGUUUUUGGUGUACAAAGAAUCCCUCUGUAGAUGCAGAAUCAAUCCUAGAAGUUCUUGACUCAUGGACCCUGUAAACAGGUGUUGGGGAAACUCAGUUUCAUGUAAUGUUAUCCACUGGCAUUUCGCCGAUUGGACCUACAUACAAAGCUGUAUAUGUUAAGGCGAUACCUAAUAAGUAUUGUACUCGGCUCAUGGGGACAACAGAAGCAAUUGACUUGAAUCUGGCUGGUCAGACUAUUUUAGAUCAGAUUUAUGAUGAGCUGGGAGAUCAUACCCAUUCUCAAACUCUCUAUGUUGGAGUUACAAAGAUAAGGAAAUGCACUUUUCGGCAUGAAAAAGAAGGCUGGAUAAAUGUGCAUGAAUUCCAUGAGGUUUUAAGAGGUGAUUACAGGUAUCUCUACGUCCAUGGUGAUGGUAUCAUGAGUUAUGACUCCUUCUGGUUUUACCAUGCAAAUUCUGAUUUGGCGCGUGCUUCUUGCAACAAUGUUUCAAACAACAUGAGAUGUCUGAAGCAGGAUCUAAACCAGCUAACUGAUGAUAAUACUAAUAGCAAUGGCAUAGGUAUGCAUAAGAAGUCUGUUUUUGGUGGUAUGAUGUUCGCCUGCUAUGGUCGUGGCAAGUUGUUUUUCGGUGAACCUAAUGUAGAUGCCUCACCUUUCUUGGAGAACUUCCCUGGGGUUACCUUCUCAGGAACCUAUUGUAACGGAGAAAUUGCAAAUGGAGAUUUAAGCUCAUACGAAAAGUGGUCUAAAGAACACAGCUCUAUACGUUGCAGUUUGCACGAAAAUAGCACUGUCUACCUGGUUAUGUCAUAUACUCCUGCAUUGCGACAGCAUUAGAGAUGUAGCUGGUAUUACCUUUGACAAUCCGGUGGGUAAUGGCCAAAGAUUUUUGGUGGUUUGAAUAGGCUACUGUUCUGUACUUUUUAGUUUUGGAAUUUGGUGGAAUCUGGCUAAUAUUGUAGUCUAGCAGAGGGCCAAUCUCGUGUAGAUAUUUCAAAAGCCAUUCUGGACUAAUUUAGUACUAUCUUGUUGCUGUUUCCCAGUUGUAGCACGUUUGUGCUGUAAAUGAUAUGCCUGCAAGAAAUGUACUAUUUUUCGUUUCUUUAAAUUUGGAAAAGGGUAAAAUAUGCCUUAACGUUUGUCUCU